AUAGUAGUCUAGUCAAUCACAGCAUCAGUCUAGUCAAGGAGCUGAGACAAAACAGAUGGUAAAGAUCCACUACACAAUAAACACCAACUGAGACAAUGAUGAUCUGAUAAAGGGUCACAACCAUUAAUUUGAUGGACGUAAGACUUGUAGUAUUUCUGAGCACAAUUAUACACAGCAUAACUUAAUAAUAGGCGGCAAAACCAUCAAGAAUAGGAAGUAAAACCUAUAAGGCUGGCAGAGUGUUGUCGGGUUUUGUAUCAAAACAGCAGGAAUUGUAAUUAAAAGACCUAUGAAUAUAAAAAGAAGUAAACAACAGGUUGUCUAGUCAGCAAUCACAUUGAAAUACAACCUUCUAACUGUUAAGAAUAAUUAAUUUUGAGAUGCCACUAAUAGAGAUAAUAAAGCUCAUUAGAGUUCUACUGAUUUGCUUUCUGGCUGGCUUCAGCACUGGUAAGACUGACCAUUCAAUUAUAGAUUUCCUUACAUUGCUGCAUGUUUCAUAAAGCACAAUAUUCAGUGAGUGUGGAGAGACCAUGUCCAAUGGAAACAGUCACUUUCACUUGCACUGCUGCUGGAGAUUCCUUGAGAUGGGUACUGUCAGAUGUUACUGACAUCGAUAUCCUCUCCUCCUUGGGUCUCAAUGUACCACUAAUGCAGUCAGGUUACACUGUGACACUGAUUGCAUUCAAUGACACUACAUUAUACGUCUACUCUGUCAAGAACAUCAGAGAAUGGGAUCACUGUGUCCUGUGUGGACCCAUCUACAACUAUAGGAUCUUCAACGAUCCAAUUGGUUGAUCCACCAGGACCACCUUCCACCAUCAGACACUCCAUUCUGAGCAGCUCUGCCAAUAAAGUCAAUGUAUCUGUGCAGUGGGACCCUUCUACUGAGACUGGUGGCAGAGAUGACCUCACCUACACAGUGACCAUCUCACCUCCGACCCAGCUCUCUGCUACUGUCCUCACAUCCACCUCUGUCCCUGUGACUGCUCAAUACAAUGUGGACUACACUGUCAGUGUUGUGGCUACCAACUGUGCUGGGAACAGUGCCACUGCUGAGUACAGGUUUAGGAUUGGCGGUUGUUCUGUUUUGACCAACCCCAUGAAUGGAGAAUUUGGACCAGUCAUUAGCAGAUUGCCAGGAUCCACAGUAACUAUCCAGUGUGACGCUGGGUAUGUGUCUCCUAUUACAAUGGUCACAUGUGAGGGCAGCACAUUGAUAUGGAUUCCAGACCCUGAGGCUAUUGUGUGUACAAUACCUACUAGUACUCCCACAACUCCCCCUCCGGAUCCAAUGAGCUGCACAGCUCCACUACCACCACCAUGGAAUGGCACCAUCAUUGGUGAACAUUCAGUACCAGCUAUUCCCGGUACACAAGUGACCUUCAAGUGUGACGACGGACUGUUCCUUGAGGGCAUAAUGACUGCUACCUGUCUAGCUACAGGAGAGUGGGGCAGAAACACAGAAAAGAUCGUCUGCAAAGCUGCUUGUAAUUGUAAUUCCGCCAGCCUAUCUGAUGGGAGUCGAUUUGAUGCAGCUGUCUCCAUCAGCGUGGUUGUCACAGCAAUUGUAUUCACAGUCAUUGGAUUGUUGAUGGGACUCUUAAUAAUGUAUUUGUUCAUGCAUAAGAAGGCAGUGUACACUCUAGCAGCUAAAGAGCAAGCUAACGUUGGACCCAUUGCACCUGCUGGUCCUGUUUAUGAGGAGGUGUCACCCAAAGAGAAUAUUGAACUGAACACUAACCAGGCGUACGGACCAGUAGGAUUGUGAAACUUCUGUUAAUUCUCAUCAACAGUUAAUUAAUGUAGAUGUACAUGUAGACAAUUAAUAUAGCACUACAUCCAUUCAUUAUCAACUAUACAAUGUAAACGAUAAUUAUACAUGUUUUGUAUCAAAAGAAGUA
Halichondria panicea is the source of this 1904-nucleotide messenger RNA. RefSeq lists its product as uncharacterized. Gene Ontology annotation, molecular function: protein binding. The record is from RefSeq and is a predicted model, not a curated record. Lineage: Eukaryota; Metazoa; Porifera; Demospongiae; Suberitida; Halichondriidae. The transcript is spliced from 5 exons. Bases 689 to 1771 code for a protein of 360 amino acids.